AUGGCUUUACAUCAGUUUGAUUAUAUAUUUGCCAUAGCAAUGUUAUUUGCAUUUUUAGAUGCUUUUAACAUUGGGGCAAAUGACGUUGCAAACUCUUUUGCUUCGUCUGUUUCGUCAAAAUCUCUAAAAUAUUGGCAAGCUAUGGUUUUGGCAGGUCUUUGUGAGUUCUUAGGAGCUGUUUUGGCCGGUGCCAGAGUGUCUGGUACUAUUAAAAAUGACAUUAUUGACGGCAGUGUCUAUAGUAAAGAUCCAGCAGUUUUGAUGCUAACUAUGACAAGUGCUUUGAUUGGUUCAUCGUGUUGGUUGACGUUUGCUACAAUGAUCGGAAUGCCAGUUUCAACCACUCACUCUAUCGUUGGUGGUACGAUUGGGGCUGGGAUCGCAGCUGGUGGUGCUAAUGGUGUUGUUUGGGGCUGGGACGGUGUUGCCCAAAUUAUUGCUUCAUGGUUCAUCGCUCCAGUUUUAGCUGGUUUGAUUGCCGCUGUAGUUUUUACAAUCUCAAGACUCACUGUUCUUGAAGUCAAAUCUGUGGAAAGAUCAAUUAAAAAUGCUCUACUAUUGGUUGGUCUUUUAGUUUUCGCUACUUUCUCCAUAUUGACGAUGUUAAUUGUUUGGAAGGGUUCUCCAAACCUAAAGUUAGAUAAUCUAUCUGAAACUGAAACUGCAGUUUCGAUUAUUCUUACGGGAGCGAUUGCUACGAUUAUUUACUUUAUCUUUUUCUAUCCAUUCUACAAAAGAAAAGUCUUGAAUAAAGAUUGGACACUAAAAUUGGUUGAUAUUUUCAGAGGUCCAUCUUUUUACUUCAAAUCUACCGAUGAUAUUCCUCCAAUGCCCGAAGGCCAUCAACUAACUAUUGAUUAUUACGAGGGUAGAAGAAAUCUUGGAACCACCAUCGAUGUUGAAGAUGAAGAAAACAAGUUAGCCGAUAACUCUAGUGAUUCUCCUACCGACAAAGAUAAGGUUAUUCAAGAAGUAGACUUGGUUAAAACUGAAACUGAACCGAAAGAAAAAUUAUCGACGAAACAAUACUGGUGGUCAUUAUUAAAGAUGGGACCCAAAAAAUGGCCGUUCUUAUUUUGGUUAGUCAUCUCUCAUGGUUGGACUCAAGACGUUAUAAGUGCUCAGGUCAAUGAUACUGAUAUGUUGUCUGGUGACUUGAAAGGCAUGUACAAAAGAUCUAAAUUCUAUGACAACAGGGUUGAAUAUAUUUACUCAGUUCUUCAAGCAAUUACUGCAGCUACUAUGUCUUUCGCUCACGGUGCCAACGAUGUUGCCAAUGCUACUGGUCCUUUAUCUGCUGUUUAUGAGAUCUGGCAAAAAAAUGCUAUUAAAGAAUCAUCCGAUGUUCCUGUAUGGGUUUUAGCCUAUGGUGGUGCUGCUUUGGUUAUUGGUUGUUGGACUUAUGGUUACAAUAUCAUGAAAAACUUGGGUAAUAAGUUAAUCUUACAAUCACCCUCAAGAGGUUUCUCGAUUGAAUUAUCUGCUGCUAUUACGACGGUCAUGGCAACCCAAUUAGGUAUUCCAACUUCAACUACUCAAAUCGCUGUUGGUGGUAUUGUCGCUGUUGGUUUGUGUAAUAAGGACGUCAAGUCGGUUAACUGGAGAAUGGUCGCCUGGUGUUAUUCUGGAUGGUUCUUGACUUUACCAAUUGCCGGUUUAAUUGCCGGUAUCAUAAACGGUAUCAUUUUAAAUGCACCUCGUUUUGGUGGCGAAUAUCAAAUGACAUGA
Messenger RNA from Saccharomyces eubayanus, 1728 nucleotides. RefSeq names its product Pho89p (gene PHO89). NCBI's taxonomy places the organism in Eukaryota, Fungi, Ascomycota, Saccharomycetes, Saccharomycetales, Saccharomycetaceae. Gene Ontology annotation, biological process: phosphate ion transmembrane transport. Gene Ontology annotation, cellular component: membrane. The record is from RefSeq and is a predicted model, not a curated record. The transcript has a single exon. The coding region runs from base 1 to 1728 and encodes 575 amino acids.